AUUUUCAACAGGAUUCUUUCCAUCCUACCGUGGUCAAGUCUUCAUCGGGUACUGCCAUUACCCCCUCGAUCGCAUGGUCUCUCGGUCCCCGGUUCCAACCGGGUUCUUUCUUAUUUUUUUUUCGAUGUUUCCCUUCUACCGUACGGAUCAUCAAAAGAUGGUUCUUGGUAGCUUGCCUUUUCCCUCUACAUUGAUUUUCAUGAUGACGUGGAAGUCAUUUAGUCGUACUCUGGCGGAGCCGGCCGUCUCAAAUAUUGUGGUCUAAGAGGUUUCAAGGACUCUUUAUCAUCAUGGGGAAGGAUGAUAAUGGCAAGGAAAGA
This is a messenger RNA of Cantharellus anzutake, 320 nucleotides long. RefSeq lists its product as uncharacterized. The record is from RefSeq and is a predicted model, not a curated record. The transcript has a single exon. NCBI's taxonomy places the organism in Eukaryota, Fungi, Basidiomycota, Agaricomycetes, Cantharellales, Hydnaceae. The coding region runs from base 74 to 265 and encodes 63 amino acids.